Etheostoma spectabile (orangethroat darter) is the source of this 4465-nucleotide messenger RNA. It is a transcript of the gene zmiz1a, whose product is annotated as zinc finger, MIZ-type containing 1a. Gene Ontology annotation, cellular component: chromatin. The transcript is spliced from 24 exons. Bases 420 to 3812 code for a protein of 1130 amino acids. NCBI's taxonomy places the organism in Eukaryota, Metazoa, Chordata, Actinopteri, Perciformes, Percidae. Gene Ontology annotation, biological process: regulation of transcription by RNA polymerase II; protein sumoylation. The record is from RefSeq and is a predicted model, not a curated record. Gene Ontology annotation, molecular function: SUMO ligase activity; zinc ion binding.
CGGUGUCCUUCCGCUGGAAUCUAGGUCGCAUUUUCAUACAGACCACCGAACACGGCUCUCUCUGGUAACUGAAUAGCCAGUGUAAUCUGACACUUCAACUUGCCGUGCUCCACGGUAGUUGAUUCAGUCAGUCAGUCACACCGUCUCCGGGCUCUCACGUCGUCUUUGUGAAGUGGAGAGACUAGAGCGAGAGAGAGGAGCACCGUAAACACGAGGUUUGGCGAAACAAUACGCGGAUUUUCCUCUGAGGUCCGAGCUAAAAAUCACCGCUUAAAGGAGGGGUCAGUGAAGGACCGUGCGUGAGGAAUACAUGAAGGGUGGGGUGGGAGAGGGGGCGGCCACCACAGCGGCAGUACCACCAAGGUCAAAGUUCACACAGAGUACAGAACCUUUAAUGGCGUUCCGGUAGAGACAUCAAGAUGAACACGUUACCAUCAAUGGACCGGCACAUCCAGCAGACCAAUGACAGGCUGCAGUGCAUCAAACAGCACUUACAGAACCCGGCCAACUUCCACUCAGCGGCCACAGAGCUGCUUGACUGGUGUGGAGAUCCCCGGGCCUUCCAGCGACCAUUCGAGCAAAGUCUCAUGGGAUGUCUGACGGUGGUGAGUCGCGUUGCUGCUCAGCAGGGGUUUGACUUGGACCUAGGGUACAGGUUGCUGGCUGUGUGUGCGGCCAACAGGGACAAAUUCACUCCCAAGUCUGCAGAAACCAGCACCUGCAGGAGAUGUCAGAGUGACUCAGCCCUGCUGUCGUCGUGGUGCGAGGAGCUGGGUCGUCUCCUCCUGCUGCGUCACCAGAAGAGCAGGCAGAACGAACCACAGGGAAAAGUCCCCAUGCAGCCCAGCAUGAACAGCAUGAAGCCCGGCCUCACACACAGUGAUGGAUCAUUUCCCUACGACUCUGUCCCCUGGCAACAAAACUCCAACCAGCCCCCUGGGUCAUUGUCUGUGGUUACAACAGUGUGGGGCGUGACCAAUACAUCACAGAGUCAGGUGCUGGGUAACCCAAUGGUGAAUAGCAAUAACCCCAUGAAUCCUGGAGGUAACCCUAUGGGAUCGGGUCUGUCUGCCAGUGCAGCAGGGCUCAACUCACCCCAGUUCAAUGCUCAGCAGCAGCAGUUUCCAAACAAAGGAGGCUCUAACCAACCGUACAUGCAGCAGGGCAUGUACGGCAGGCCUGGCUACCCUGGAGGUCCUGGGGGAUAUAGCGGGAGUUAUUCUGGAGGCCCAAACUCUUCUCAAGGAGGUAUGGGAUUAAACUCCCACACACGUCCUCCUGGUGACUUCACUCAGCCAGCCGCCGCUGCUGCAGCUGCUGCUGUUGCUGCCGCUGCUGCUACGGCAACGGCCACAGCAACGGCCACGGUGGCAGCUCUGCAGGAAACCCAGAAUAAAGAUAUGAACCAGUAUGGACAGAUGUGUUCUUCGUUCCAAAUGGGCCCUGGACAGGCCUUCAAUAGCCAGUUCAUGAACCAGCCAGGCCCACGAGGCCCCCCUGGAGGUAUGAAUCCAGCCAGCAUGGGAUCAGCCAUGAACAACCCCAAUAUGAGUGGGCCUCCCAUGGGCAUGAACCAGCAUCGAACCCCAGGCAUGGUGCCUUUUGGAGCUCAUGGCCAAAGGAUGCCUCAGCAAGGGUAUCCCGGAGGACCUCGACAGGGCAUGCCCAUGCAGGGGAUGAAGAGGCCAUAUCCUGGGGAGGCAAGUUACGGGGGUCAACAGUAUGGGCCAAAUAAUCAGUUCCCACCACAUCAGGGGCAGUAUCCCACAUCAAACACCUCCAGGCCGCUGCCAUCUCCUAACUACCCCGGCCAGAGGAUGCCAGGGCAGCAGGGCCAAGGACAGUACCCACCUGGCAUGCCCAUGAGCCAGUACUACAAGGUCUGUUACGACACACCAUUCAUCAUCUAUCCAUUUUCUACAACAACUUACUCCUACUCAGGGUCAGAAGGGGGCUGGAGCCCAGCAUGCACUGUGCAAAAGCAAGAGCCCUUCAAUGGUCAGAGCACCAACUUCUCUGGCGGAUACUCUUACGGCCAAGGCAAUGGGCCCUCAAGGCCCGUUAACUACCCCCACUCCCCGGUCCCUGGAAACCCCACACCCCCUAUGACCCCAGGAAGUAGUAUUCCUCCAUACCUGUCGCCAAACCAGGAUGUGAAGCCCCCAUUUCCACCCGACAUGAAACCAAAUAUGACAGCACUUCCGCCCCCUCCAACUAACCCCAAUGAGGAGCUGCGGCUGACGUUCCCAGUCAGGGAUGGAGUGGUGCUGGAGCCAUUCCGCUUGGAGCACAACCUGGCUGUCAGUAACCACGUCUUCCACCUUCGACCCUCCGUCCACCAGACCCUCAUGUGGAGGUCUGAUCUGGAGCUCCAGUUUAAGUGCUACCACCAUGAAGACAGGCAGAUGAACACCAACUGGCCCGCCUCCGUCCAGGUCAGCGUCAACGCCACGCCGCUCACCAUCGAGAGGGGAGACAACAAAACCUCCCACAAACCCCUGCACCUGAAGCAUGUUUGCCAACCUGGUAGAAACACCAUCCAGAUUACAGUCACCGCCUGCUGUUGUUCCCACCUGUUUGUGCUGCAGCUGGUCCACAGGCCAUCUGUGCGAUCCGUCCUACAGGGGCUCCUGAAGAAAAGACUCCUUCCUGCAGAACACUGCAUCACCAAGGUUAAGAGGAACUUCAGCAGUGUUGCAGCCUCGGCAGGCAGCACUACUCUUAACGGGGAGGACGGUGUAGAGCAGACAGCCAUUAAAGUGUCUCUGAAAUGUCCCAUAACCUUCAGACGCAUCCAACUACCUGCACGAGGGCAUGACUGCAAACAUGUCCAGUGCUUUGAUCUGGAGUCCUACUUGCAGCUCAACUGUGAGAGGGGGACAUGGAGGUGUCCUGUGUGCAAUAAAACCGCAUUAUUAGAAGGUCUGGAGGUGGACCAGUACAUGUGGGGAAUCCUCAAUGCCAUCCAAAAUUCAGAGUUUGAGGAGGUCACUAUAGACCCUACAUGUAGCUGGCGACCUGUUCCCAUCAAGUCGGAGCUACACAUCAAAGAGGACCCUGAUGGACCACUUGCCAAGCGCUUUAAGACCAUGAGCCCCAGUCAGAUGACCAUGCCCAAUGUGAUGGAGAUGAUCGCUCAGCUAGGGCCUGGCCCUGGACCUGGCCCUAUACUUGGUCCCAGCCCUUACCCCCCACACCCUAGUCAACAUCCUGGUGGCAGCGGGGGUGAUUACCCUGGAGCAGGCAACAGUUACCACAGCCAAGGGAACUUUGACUUCCCUCACGGGAACUCCUCUGGGGGUGGAGUUGGAGGAGGUCCCCCUAUGAAUGACUUCAUCCAUGGUCCCCAGCUCUCCCAUCCCCCAGAUGGUCCUGGUGGUCUCCUCUCCCAGGACAAGCCCCUUAACCACGGCAUGAAUGAUGCAAUGUCCCAUCCCGAUCAGUCACAUAACUCCAUGCAGCACAGCUUGCAUGCGUCUCCCCACUCUGGCAGCCAAUCAGGGCCACCCUUACAUCACAGUGGCCAGUCAGGGCAGCCCUUGCAUCACAGUGGCCAACCAUCGCAGCCGCCUCGCCAGUCGCACCCUCAGCCUCAGCCGCAGCCUGGGCAGAACAGUCACCACCACAGCGAUCUGAACUUUAACCCCUCCUCAGAUGUGCAGAUGGGUCAGGGAGCCCAGGAUAUGCCUGAACCCUCCCUGGAUCUGCUUCCAGAGCUGGCCAACCCAGACGAGUUACUAUCAUACCUGGACCCUCCAGACCUUCCCGCCAACAGCAACGAUGACCUUCUCUCUCUCUUCGAGAACAACUAGUCCUUAACCUCCCCUAGAAACCCUCCUCCAUUUACAGGAGUCGCGAUGUUUUUGACUGUCCGUCCACAGACACCUCACCGACCUCCUACAGAUACUUCAAGCCGCUUCCUAUGCUCAUGCACGCACACACAUACACAGUUUAUCAAGAGAUAAUGUGUGGCAUAGGAGACGGAUGAAAAGAGGCGCCUGUUUGGGAACUCCAAGGGAGAAUGCAGGAUCGCAACUUAUACCCACACUCCCUUUUUUCCUUGUGUAAAGAUUCCAUGCACCAGUUCCUCCGCCUCUGACUCGAAACACACCAUUUACAGCCAUGUUGGCGGGCACUAAAGUGAUAUUAUAUAUAUACAUAUAUGAUAUUUGUGACUUUUUAAACUGAAAUCUGUGCAGCUAUAAUCAUCAUGUGUAAACAACACAGAGGAGACAGGAGCCUUUGUGGGCUCUAGGAAAAGUGUUAUAGCUUUGUUUUUGUUUUUUUAAUUAUAAUUUUCCUUUUGUGAAAAAAAACAACAUUGUCUUGUAAGAGUGUUUUAUCCUAUUUGAAAUGUGUUCUUCCAAAACCUUGGCACAUGCCAUGCCCCUUGACCCCCAGAUUUCUGUGUGUGUGUGUGUGUGUGUGUGUGUGUGUGUGUGUGUGUGUGUGUGUGUGCGUGUGU